AUGGCAAAGAGGUUGUCCAAAUCCUCGACCUCAUCUCAAACAAGACGACGUUCAAUAAGAAUUCUCACUAAAAGAUACAUUCCGCAACAGCCGCUCCGCCAACCAGGACCUACAAAUUGCAACACGCUUCCACGUGAAGUUCAAAUGAUCAUAGUUGGCAAAGUCGCUAAUGAAACUCCUAGACGGCUGGUAUUGAAUCAAGAACUUACGCAAUUGUGGACCAUUUUGAGAAUCAAUAGUACAAGUCGAGCUGUUACUCUCUUGAAUUACAGGCUCCUAUUCGAAGGAAAUUGCCCAUUCAGACCCGAAAAGCAUUACAUGUUUUUCAAUCCUGACAUUGACACUCUGUGUAUAUUAGAUUGGUCAAUUCUCAGGUCUUGUUGGCGUUGGGACAUCGAUCUUGAUCUCUCAUCGAUCAAGCACGUUGAGUGUGAAACUAAGGAUUAUACAUACGUCUUGAUUUUGUUCGAUCAUUUAGAUACAAUAAAAGUUCAUUGGCCUAUCCUAUGCACCAAUUUUGGAAGAGCGUAUCCGGAGCUAGAAGUUAAAAUGAGAGAUUUGAAAGAUGAUAUUGAACAAUGGGUCGAGGAAUGGCAUCCUGAAAGACGUAAACCUGAAGUUGAAGUAGUCCUUUUUGCGGAAAGAAUCGAGUCGUAUAAACGAAAAAUUCCAGUACUCAUGAUCCCUUCAAAUUCCGAGUAUAACCUUAUAUAUUAG
This is a messenger RNA of Botrytis porri, 717 nucleotides long. RefSeq lists its product as uncharacterized. NCBI's taxonomy places the organism in Eukaryota, Fungi, Ascomycota, Leotiomycetes, Helotiales, Sclerotiniaceae. The coding region runs from base 1 to 717 and encodes 238 amino acids. The transcript has a single exon. The record is from RefSeq and is a predicted model, not a curated record.